AACACACAUGAAGUGUCAAACCAAAACAGUGAGCAGUCUGAGAGAAAAGACAACAUUACAGCAGUAGAAACCUGACCAGAGGAAAACAAGAAGACGGUGAGCUCUCCUAACAUGAUGCCUACAGCUAAAGGCAUGUCCCACAUGCUUCCCAACCAUGUUCUGAGAGUGGGUCAAACCAUUCGCCUGGACUCUGCUCAGGAGACAGUCAAUACUCAGCCCAAUGGUAACCAUGGUGACGCUGAUCUCGACAUCUCCCUGAAUAAUCUCAACCAGCUCAUCCUAGAUUUGGAUCCGACAUUUGAACCCAUUUCAGUCAUCAAAAGUCCGUCUUGCAUCAGCCCUCCUGCAGAUGAAGAAAUCUCCCACUGCGUGUUGGUCUCUAGAGGAUGCAACCCACAUACCAUUGUCCAGUCUGUGUCACCCAGUAUACCCAUCCCUUCACGACCCGGCCCGCCGGUAUUCUCCAGCUCCCCAACAUGCUCACUGCCUCCACUGCCAUGUGGAAGUGCACCCCGACGAAUUCCCUCAACAAAGCAGGACAUGGCGUUUUCGCAAGGAUCCUUCUUGCCAAACCCCAACAGAAACAGUGGCAUCUCGCUCCUCUCCAUGUCAACAUGCUCAGACACCAGCUACAUCCUUGGCAGCACCCUGUCCUUGGCCAGUGAAGAUGCUGACUCUCCAGAGUCCAACCUUACCGGUACAUCCAGCUCCUUCAGUGAUGUGUCCCCUAUGAGGCUAUUUGAUAACAGGGACAGCGCAGACAGGCCUUCGCUGACAAAACAGGGACAUCUGCAGGAGCUCCAGAGCAAAGGAGCACAGAGCAGUCCAGCUUCACUCAAUGGGUCUUUGACUGACAUCCCUGUGCUGUUGGUGAAUGGUGCACCAGAACCAAAUCUGCACAUCAAUUAUCCUGAAUCAGAAAUGGACUUGAUACAGACUGUAACUGUGUCCCCCUCGAAGCCAUUCUACCCUCACAGUUUCCGGGACCAUUUUAAUGGCAGUCAGCCCUCAAUGAAAUUUGUCAUGGACACCUCAAAGUUUUGGUUCCUUCCACAUAUCACCAGAGCAGAAGCUGAAGCUCUGGUAAAAAACAAGGAAGCAGGAACAUUUGUGGUGAGAGACAGCACCUCUUACAGAGGCAGUUUUGGCCUGGCCAUGAAGGUGGACCAAAGUCCCACCAACUUCACUCCUUCCACCUACCCAGGAGAGAGCAGUUCAGACGUUGUCAGACACUUCCUCAUUGAAUCAUCAACUAAGGGCGUUCGGGUCAAAGGCUCUUCUCAGGAACCAUACUUUGGAAGUCUCUCAGCCCUGGUCUACCAGCACACUAUCUCCGCUUACGCUUUACCCUGCAAAUUACUGCUCCACUCUCAAGAUCUGGGAACAGCAAAGCAAAAGAUAAAUGACAAACCAGCCCCAGACGACAAGAGUAAAACAGCUUGCAACUUUAUCUACCUGAAUGCUGUUCCCACCGAGAUGCUGACGGGCCCCUGUGCCGUUCAGAAGGCAGUGUCCUCAACUUUUGGGAAGGUCUCUGGGUCCUUCAUACCAACCGUGGUCAAUCUGAAGGUGUCGUUGAAGGGUGUAACACUGACAGAUAUCAACAGGAAGCUUUUCUUCAGACGCCAUUACCCUGCUCACCUGCUUAGCUACAGUGGUGAAGAUCCAGACAAUAGAUUGUGGAUAAAAGGUUCCACAUUUGGUGCAAGGAUGUUUGGCUUUGUGGCCAAAGGCAUCGAGGCUGGUGCGGAGAACGUAUGCCACGUCUUUGCAGAGUAUGACCGCCUGCAGCCUUGCAACAAGGCUGUCAAGGUUAUUCAGGCGGCCAUAGCCAACCAUUAAACACACAAGCACUGAUACAACUCAAACAGCUUGCAGCUUUAAGGCCUUAUUUAAUCUUGUCUGUAUGUACUGUCCUUUUCUCAAGUAAUCUCUUCAGCACCAGAAAAAUGUAGAUGCAAAGUGCUUAACAUUUUUUUUACAUGGUCAGAUGAUUAAAGUCAUAUUGAAAAGGCAGGUGCAACCACAGCAUAUACUGUAUGAAGGCUGAAGACUGAGGAGUGGUCUAAAAAGAAGAGACAGGGAACCAAUGUAUAGUAUGAUUGUAAUUAAAUGGCACACUGCUAGACAACAUCACUGAUCUCUCGCUGAAUAUUUGAAGCUGCCCAGAAAAUCAUACAAUGUGUUAUUGUGUAAUAUGUUAAAACCAACAUCUUGCAUAUUCAGGGGGGUGCAGCAGUGUAUUGUGUCUUGUUUUAAGGUUGAAUGAAUACAAUGGAAAUUGAAGUUUAAAUGUGCUCAGCUGUCUGAAAUAUAAAUCAGUGAGGGAAUUUGAAUGUUCUUUAAUGAAAAGCACUUGAAAUAUUGUUAUGUCCUUUAAUUUCAAAGCAGAGUUUUUGCAUAUACUCUAGGUCAGAAUGUAUUUAUUAUACUGCACUGUAAACAAUUUCUUUCUGUAUAUUAAUGAUACUAUUUUUCAAAUUGUUACGAUUAAAAGCUACACAUUGAA
Messenger RNA from Platichthys flesus (European flounder), 2509 nucleotides. RefSeq names its product tensin-4-like. The transcript is spliced from 13 exons. Bases 112 to 1842 code for a protein of 576 amino acids. NCBI's taxonomy places the organism in Eukaryota, Metazoa, Chordata, Actinopteri, Pleuronectiformes, Pleuronectidae. The record is from RefSeq and is a predicted model, not a curated record. Gene Ontology annotation, molecular function: protein binding.